Molecule: messenger RNA, 1017 nt
Organism: Adineta steineri
Lineage: Eukaryota; Metazoa; Rotifera; Eurotatoria; Adinetida; Adinetidae
Source: the annotation of a GenBank genome assembly
AUGUCGACAAACGCAAAAACAACAAAUUUAAAAGACAAAAAGAAAAUUAUAUGUGGAGCCUGCGACGCAGAUUUAGCACCUGAUCAUUACGGCAUACAAUGUGUACAAGGACACCAUUAUUGUACGGAUUGUUCAAAGCAAAUUGUUAAUUUAUUUUUCUCAGAUCCUCAAGUGUAUAUACCAUUACGUUGUGUUCAAUGUCGUGUUGAAUUAAAUCCAUGUGUAUUUGAACGACAAUUAACACUUACACAAAUUGAUUUCUAUAAUAAACAUAUGCUUGCAUUAGUAUGGGUAAAAGAAUUAGUGGGUCCUGAUGAACGUUUAGACAAUUGUCCAUUUUGUAGUUCCGCAGUUAUACGUGGUAAAAAUGACCCAAAGUUCUUUUCUUGCGAACAUCCAGAGUGUGGUAAAACAUCGUGUUUAGUAUGUCAAAAAGCUUGUCCUUCACUUUUCACUGAUUAUGCUACUGAGGAGGAACUCGAAGAAAUGAUCAGACAUUCCAUUUGUGCAGACUUAGCUGAUGAUAAACAAGCAUUUGAUUUAGCCGUAGAAAAUGGACAAAAAGUAUCAUGUCCUAAAUGUGGUUUAGCUGGUAUGAAAGAUGAUUCAUGUACACAUAUGACUUGCCCAACAUGUUGUCAAGUUUGGUGUUAUUUUUGUGGAAAACGAGUUGAAGAUUGUGAUAAAGAACAAAAUGGAAACAAUGGUAUAAUUGAUCAUAAUCAUGAUUGGGAUGUAAAUCCUAAACGAUGUCCAAUGUAUUUUACACAAAUUCAAGAUAUUGAUCCUCGAUGGCCAGACAAUGAAACAAAUUGCUUAAUUAUGUUUCAUCGUAAUCGUUCAUUACGUUUAUUACGUGAUGUACUUGGAAAACUUGGCAAAGAUCGUAUUGAUAAAUUGAAUAAUCAUUUUCAUGUACUUGAUUCAUGUGGUUUUUCACUGAGAGAAAUUCUUCAAGAAGAUUUAACAUUGAUUCAAGGUCGAGAUAGAUUUCGUCGCAAUAAUAAUAAAAAUUAA